Lymnaea stagnalis (great pond snail) is the source of this 7540-nucleotide messenger RNA. Lineage: Eukaryota; Metazoa; Mollusca; Gastropoda; Lymnaeidae. The record is from the annotation of a GenBank genome assembly.
UAUGCAGUUCAGAUCCCUCAGUGUAUGCAGUUCAGAUCCCUCAGUGUAUGCAGUUCAGAUCCCUCAGUGUAUGCAGUUCAGAUCCAUAGUUCUCACAACUAAUGAAGGGUAGGCUACUGGUGUUAUUUUACAUGACCUAGUAAGUUGUAUAACACUUUAAGGUUUAAUGUAAGCCGUGCUGCUUGCUAAACUUUGCUCAUAAUAUUCCAGGCUAUCAUUAUCAGUAUUUCCCUCCCCACCCACUGGGGUCAAAGGUCACGGUCUAAACGUGUUUAAUCUGAUAAGGCAUCAUUGGGGUCAAGCAUAUGUUUCACAGAAGCACCACGCAUUGUUAGUGUUUCUGUAGUCACAAUAAAUAAUUUUGCCAUACUGGGAGAGUGAAAUAGUUGCGAGAGGUAAUUUACCCUGAGGUAAGUUGGUAAUACGUGUAGCCUAUUCUGAGUAUGUACACAUCAUAUAGCAGCAGUAAUACCACAUAAAAUAGCGGCACCAUUUACUGCACAUAAAUAAUUAAAUUAAUAAAUAUAUGAAGAAAAACUUAUCCCAAGUACUUAGUAGGCUUGAUAUUCUCUAGAUUAAUAUCACAAGUCUCUUACUAAGCGGUAACCAUUGUCCUGUUUCUGAUGCCUUUCCAUAUAAUAUAGGUACCUGCCUAUUCACUGAAUGAUUCAGAAAGGGCAUGAGUCAUAAGAGGUCAAUCAACAACAGUGCGCAUCGCAUACUUUUUCCAGUUAUAUUCCAUAAAUGUAUAAAUACGAUUGAACACUGUUUCAGAUUCGUUGAAAACAUAAUAAAACCAGCCAAGACCAGCAUGGGGCGUUUGGAUGGCAAAGUUGUUGUUCUUUCCGCAGCUGCCCAGGGAAUAGGUAGAGCCACUGCCAUAGUGAGUCUCCUGGAAGUGCAAUUAUACAACAUUAGUCUACAUAAUAUUCCUUACAAUAAUAAAGAAACGAAUUUUGAUGCCUGCAUAAAAACUUAAGUUAAAGGGGGUAAAAAGACCGGGGGGGGGGGGGAAGGGGGGGGAGGGGGAAUGGGGGGGGGCAAAUCCUGGGUAGCAGACCAAUGCACUGAAGAAAGCAUGACUAAUUACCCUAAAAGUUAUUGAACUAAAAUGCUCUGUGGCAAAUUUAGCAGACCAAAAGCAAGUACUCAAUGUUGCCCCUGUCAAAACAUAGACACUGCAUGUCUGAUGUUUGCACAUGGGUGAGGGAGAGGGAUAAACAAAAAAAAAAAUUUUAAAAUGCCCAGAUUUCUAGCUCAUUAUCAUAUCUUUUAAUUUUAACAUAGGUUAAAAAAAUGAAAUGAAACGUCAUAAAUAUUCUUUGUGAAUCUAUACUCGAUCUUUUCUACACAUUUAGAGUAUGUUAAAUAUUUCAGCUGGCUGCAAAAGAAGGUGCUCGAGUUAUUGCUACUGAUGUUAAUGGAGAACUGCUCAAAGAACUUGACAGUGUGGCAGGUAUAUGGUGGCAUUAUUACUUAACAUAUUUUACUAGUGUUAGUAAAUUAAGGAAUGAAAGCUUAUAUCCAAUAUAAGUAUAUAGAAUUGAAAUUGUAGCUAGCUAUAGUCAUUGGUUGAUAUUGAUCAUAAGGAUGUUUUCUGCACUUAAGUCAUUGUGUCACACUGUUUUUAAACAUAAGCAAGGGCAAGCAGCCAUCUAUUCUCACAGAAUCAGUAGGGUAGUUCAUUUACCUUCAAACACACCAAUAGGUAUACUCAAUAUAGGCCUUAUCAUUUUGGCUGCUAUAUUAUUUUUUAAAGGAAAAAAAAAUAAAAUAAAAGAUUCUUAGAUGUCUUUCAUACUUUUUCUUUUAUAAGCAAUUGCUAUGAAACCUAGAAGGCCUGCAUCAUGUAGCAGAAUCUAGAGUUGUCCACCUUGGUCCAGGGCAUUUCUAUUAAAAAUUUAUUAAAUUUACCAAAUUUUCAAUGGGCAUUUUUGCUUGUGUCUGAAAUUAAAAUUUUGUUGUAUACAUAAUAAUAAAUAAAAUUUUACAUUUGCUAUUUAUUUAUUAAAGGUAUAGAGACUCAAGUUCUUGAUGUUUUGAAUAAAGAGGCUGUAGAAAACUUUGCAAAGUCCAUUGACAAAAUAGAUGUUUUGUUCAAUUGUGCUGGGUAAGAAUACAUAUUAAUUAACAAGAAUUAGCCUGAUCUUAUAUAACACUAACCCAUGAAAAAAAUUAUUAGUAAUGAAAUAUAAAUAAUAUUAUUUUUGUGGGUCCAAGUUUUUGUUUAAAGAUUGUCUUGAACAUUUAGAACUAAAAGAAAAUUUAGCUCUUUUGUUCCAAAGAUUUGCUAUUUUGUUUCCUUUUUUUUGUUUAGAUUACUGGUACACACAGUUUUCCUUAUUUGAUUUUAAAUUUAAAAGAAUAUUAACUGAACAUUUCAAUUUUAAAAAUCUUUAUAAAACCUUUUUUAAAAGCAUCUUAAACUAGUUUAGACAUUUGUAAACUGUAGCAUUUCUUUUGACAUAUAGGUAUCCUCUAAUGUUACUAACCCACAUAUAGGUCUAUAUUCAUAUACUAGUUAACCACUCAUUUUGUUUACACAUCGCAUAGUUUUGUACACCAUGGAACAUUGCUGGAUUGUGAUGAAAAAGCCUGGGACUUUUCCUUUAAUCUCAAUGUUAAGAGCGUUUACACCAUGUGCAAGAAUUUUGUUCCUAAGGUAAUAACCAUUAAUAUAUAUGGAACAUUAAUAUAUGAAACAUCAAUUUAUAAAACAUUAUUACAUUAUUAUCUACAACAUUAAUACAUGCAACAUUGUUACAUACAACAUAAAUAUGUAAAACAUCGAUAUAUACAACAUUGAUUAUAUGAGAGUUCAUUAUGUUUGGAUCUAUAUAAAUUCUUGAAACUAUAUUUUACAUAUGGUUUUCUAGGUCAGGAUUUUAUAAUUUUUGUACUAAUGUUCCUUUAAUUUUUCCUUGAUCACCUUAAAAUUAAAAUAAAAAAAAAUUACUUCACUUAAAUAAUUUUGAACAACAUAUCAUUAUUGUCUUCUUUCAUUUUAUGUUCAAUCUUUUUUUCAGUUCAUUGCACAAGGUACAGGGGGAAGUGUCAUAAAUAUGGCCUCUGUUGUUUCUAGUAUAAAAGGUAAGUGCAUCAACUGCUACUGAGUCUGAAGUUGUAUUGUUUAUAUAUUGUUACCAUUAAGAUAGCAGGAUCUGUAAUAUAACUAUCUAUAAAAGUCUGUAAAUUUUUUUAUUAAAGGUGCGCCAAAUAGAUUUGUCUAUGGAGCAACUAAAGCAGCAGUUAUUGGCCUUACAAAAUCACUUGCUGUUGAUUAUGUUCAAUAUAAGAUCCGCUUUAACAAUGUUUGUCCAGGUAUGAUGUAUUUUAAUAGUAUUAUACUUUGAAAAUUAAAUAGAAGUGAAGUGUGCAGAAGUGGACUUCAUUGUUAAACAUUAUAAUACAAUUAAAACUUUUUACGUUCAUUUUUUAAACGUUCAUUAAUUAACCAUAAACCAUACUGAUAAGUUACAUUAAAUUAAAAAAUUACUUGUGGUUUCAUGAUUAUGAAUUUUUAAUACAGGCACAGUGGACACCCCAUCACUAAGAGACAGGAUGGCAGCACAAGAUGAUCCAGAACAGGUUUGUAAUAUUAAUUUAAUUAUAUUGGUUGGUUUGUUUUGUUUCAAUUUUUUUAGAGAUAAGAAUUUUGCAUCUUUAAGCUUUAUUACUAUUACACAUAAUGCGCAUCCACACAGACUAAUUACAUUUUGUAUUUGCAGAAGGUUAAGGACAUAGUUUUAAAAUUUAAUGUUAGUUGGUAAUAAUGGUCUGUCAAGAAUGUAAAAAAAAAAGAGUUAUCAUAAACAAUUAGUUCUCUUGGAAGGAGAUUGAUGGAUUCUGUCAACAUAAUCAGCUGCAAAAUUAUCUUAGAGCUAUCCUUUCUAUUUCAAAAUGUAAUUUUUAAAAAGAUUUAUUGCAAUAUAAAUAAAUUAAUUUAAAUCACAAGGUACAGAAUAUUAAUAUAAUACAUUUAAUUCUAGAAAGAGCUUGCUGAUCUUAAAAAUGCAAAAGAAUAAGUGAAAGAAUAGUAGACAUCUUCCAUCUUCCAUGUUAUUUGAAAAUAAUGACUAAAAGGCCUUUAACCUAUCUUUGUAAUAGUUGAGUAGAUAUAUUAUUGAAAUAUAAUGGUAAUACAACUUAAAUCAUAAGAGAUUGUAGUAUAUGAAAUGUCGAAAACUAUGAAGGAUGUUGUAGCAUUCAUUUUAGAUGGAGUCGUAAUGUAUCUGGUAUGGUGUAGUAUUAUAUCCACAUUUUAUUUUACAAUUUUUUAGAUGUAGUGAUGCUAGAUCUUGUUUAUAAUUAAGCAUUGAUAUAUUGGUUGUGCAUCUCUCAACCAACCAAACAAAUACACACUCAUAAUUUCGAUGUCUUUAACUUCAUAAUAACUAUUGCAACUAUUUUAUAUAUAGGCCCUAAAAGACUUCAUUGCUAGACAAAAGCUGGGCAGACUGGCCAGUGCUGAUGAAAUUGCUAGUCUAGUUAUUUACUUGGCUUCUGAUGAGGUAGGUUAAGUCAUGACUUGGUAUUCUUGUUUAUAUAAACAAUUCAAGAUGAGCAUUACUGAAAUGUCCCAUUUCUACAACUUAAUUUUACGACUGGGAACAUAUGGUGACUGGAUCUAUGCCUCAUCAACAAAUGCAGAUGCCCAUUUGAGAUGGGCAAGUUUUAGUAUUUUAUUAUUUGGUACAUACGUGAUCGAAUAAAUAUGAUACCUGAUAGGUUAUGAAUUCGGAUUUCUAUAUUAAAUACAGACCAUUAGUACAACCUGUCAGCUGUCAUACAACAACAAAUGGAUUAUAAAUUGAAAUCCUUACACGCCGGUGACAAGACAAAGUGACUCCAGCUUAUGAAUUAGAUUAGUUACCAUCAAAUUUUAUAUUUCAACUUAAAUCGUUAUUAAAAAUAUUUUGCAUUUAAGUUUUAUCUGGUAAAUUCAAUAGAAAAAAAAGAAUGGAAUUGUAAAGUUUUUUAACAUCAUUUUAUUUACAGUCAAACUUUGUGACAGGUCAAGAAUUCAUCAUAGAUGGAGGAUGGAGCAUUUAAAAGAUUACCCAUUUAACAUAAUAUCUCUAUUUUAGAAUGGAUUAAAUAAUGUGUGGGUGGCCUUUCACUGUCUUAUGUGUUUGAGUGGCCUUUCACUGCCUUGUGUGUAUGGGAGGAGGGUAACAUUUGUCAAACAAAAUUAAAUAGUUUUAUAAUAUAAGUGUUGAUCAUGUGUACAUCAGGAGGUCUCAAGCUUUUUAUAGACUGAAUGUUACUUAUACAAAAGUUCCUCUUGGAACAUAUAAAUAACAUAAUAAUUAUUAUUAAGAAAUUCAUGUGCGUUUGCUUUUUAAAAAAAAUUAUCACAAAUGUCUUCAAUAUAAUCAGUUACAGUGGUGAAUUUUUUUUUAUUAUUCCAAAAAUGUAUUAAUUUUGGCUACUUACAGUGAAAAUGAUUUCCUACAAGAUACUUAAUUUGUAAAAUGCACCAAGAAGGUCAAAAACAAAUAUUUCGGUAAAAAAGUUGGAAAUUUAAAAAAAAGUAUUUAAUCUAAACAAAUGAGUUCUUUUUUUUUUCUUCAUCCUAAAGCAAAUUUAAUAUUUACUGACACUAGUGGACUCAAUGAGGGCAUUUUAAAACAAUAGGUAUAAUAAUUUCUCUUAAUGAAUUACUAGAAAAAAUAAUUGAGAGAAAUAAAUGUGGUGUUUUAUGUUUGUAAUGUAAUCAUUUCAUGUGUUACUAGCAAACUACUUAGGCAUCUUCUUUGAAGAAUUUAUUUCUUUACUCAGUUCACCCUUUAGCCCAAAUUUUCUUUUAAAUUAUUAUUUUUUUGGUUUCAUUUUGAGGCUUUAAGAUAAACCACUAAGGGGCUUUUCCAACAUUUAUUUCAAUUAAGAUUCACAAAUGUGAGUUAAAAGUUUUGAGAUUUUAUGUAUCCAGGAUUUCCCUUAUAUUUGCAAGCAAAUUCAUAACAAAAUUCAUCUAAAAAGAAACUUUGAAUAUUAUAGUUGUAAUAGAAAAACGGGAAAUGUAUGUGUGUAGGGCUACCCUAUGGGUUGCAGUUGCACAAAAUAAAAAAAAAAUGAUGUUGUUGUACAUUUGGUGACUUUACUUUGAAUAUCUCUUGCUUUGAGGGAUAAGCUCUUUUUAAGACAAAGCAAGAAGAUUCAUUUAUGUAUAUAAAAUUAAAAAAAAAAUUCCCCUUGCCCCAAAAGAAUCUAGCCACCGUUUAUGUGAUCUUUUUAACCAUAUGUAAUCAACAAGAUUCAUCAUAGGAAAAUAAAAUGUAGACAGAAUUAAUUUUGUUACUUUAUGCCAACCCUUGCUCUGUAAACCCUGUUGCUCACAUUAUUAGAAUGAAUCCUAAAAAAAAUAUUUCUAACAUUACAAUCAGGAAGAAAUAAGCAGCUCAGAGGGGAGGUUUUUAAAAUAACGAUUACAUUUUGUUUCCCACCACCUUUUCUAUUUUUUCAGCUCUUAUAUUACUGAAUACUCUCAAGAUAAAAACGUUUGUCUUAAUUAAAUUCAUUUUAAUCACAUUAAAUUUUAGUGUUGUCAGUUUUAUUGAAAAUAUGUUUUGAUUUGUGCAGCACAUUCUGUGUACAGUUUUAGGUAAAUCUUGGUCCUUGUAUGUGUAAUGGAAAAAAUUGGUCAUUUAAAAUUUACUUAUUUAUCAGCCCUCACUCAAAAUUUCAAUUUAUGCCACUGAAAAUAGUAGUCCUAUUCUUUCAGAGUCUUUGUUUGAAAAUUUUCAAAGAUGUGCUAAUUAAUAUACUGUUUUUCCACUGCCUUUUCUGUGUGGGUCCCUUGCCACAUCAAAUGAGUCACUCAGCUCGCUUGGCCUCUUCUUGGGGUAUUAAAAUGUCCUGUAUUAGCAAGAGUCAUGUGUCUGUAGGUGCAUAACAUCUGGUUGGUAUUUGUGGCUUACUAAAUUGUUUGCUAAAUAUUCUUAAUUUCUAAUUAAAUUUGAGAAAGGCAUUUUACCAUAUUUGUUUUAAUGUUAAAGAAGGCUGCAGCAAUAUCCAUUACAAAUUAUAAAACUAAUGAAUUGACAGUUGAUUAUAAUGGGAGUUUCUUCUUUUUAAAAUUUUCCAAUGCAGAUAGAUAGAGUGAGAGAGAGAGAAAUAGAGAAAUAAACAGAUAGAAAGAGAAAGAGAGAGAUAGCUUUAAUUUUACAAAAACAGUAGUACCUUGCCUUAUGAACUACUUUACAUAUAAACUUUUUGAGAUAUAAACUUUUUUCAUAUCCCAUAUUUUGACCUCUGCAUACAAAACUAGAAUUGAGAUAUGAACCACGAUUCACUACACUUGUGGGCAUGCCAUAUCUGUGGUGUUUAUUGUUACUAUGUCACAUUGUUUUUAGAAUAUGAUGUAAUGAGAAUUGUGUGUGACUGUGACGGAUGCUGCCAUACUUGAUUUUCUGUGCAUCUGUUUCAGUAUUUGUGUAAUAAAAAAAUUACAAUAAGUGAAAAGUUUUUAGGUUUGUAUUAAUUAUAUGUACUGUAUUUAUGUAUUUUUUGUGUGCUGUAUAUGGAAUGAAGACAAAAU